This is a messenger RNA of Sus scrofa (pig), 2871 nucleotides long. RefSeq names its product protein kinase C and casein kinase substrate in neurons 3 (gene PACSIN3). Lineage: Eukaryota; Metazoa; Chordata; Mammalia; Artiodactyla; Suidae. Gene Ontology annotation, cellular component: endosome; cytoplasm; plasma membrane. The record is from RefSeq and is a predicted model, not a curated record. Gene Ontology annotation, molecular function: phospholipid binding; protein binding. Gene Ontology annotation, biological process: regulation of endocytosis; plasma membrane tubulation; cytoskeleton organization.
UGCCCCUCCCUGGCCCUGCCUCCUCCUCCUUCCCCGCGCCACCCCCUCCCCCAGCCUCCCGCUUCUCUCCGGCUGCUGAUUCUACCUAAGUGCCCCUCUCUGGACCAGUGGACCGCCCCCUCCUGUGCCUUCAAAUUCCAGGGCUGCAGUCCGAACGGGGGGGCUGCCGAGAGGGCUGCUGAGGUCCCUGGGCGCAGCCUGUGAGUCAGGACAGAGGAUGGGCAGGGCAGGGCAGGGCAGGACAGCAGUUCUCCCUCCCAGGGGCAUGCCCCCCCUCCCCGCUUCUGGAAAGGAUGGGGGCUCAGUAAGUAAGAGUAGGUUCUUCCCAGAACCCGGAGAUUCCCUACCUUGGCUCAGGAAGCUGUGAGGAGACCCAGCCAAGCCCCAUCAGACUUGUCUCAGCCCAAUAGGUGCACGCUCCCUGGGUUGGGAAGGCUCAUUAUCUGCAUUCUGAGCUCUUGCCUGUAGGAGUGUGUCCUGGGGACCAAUCUGGGUUUCUGCUGGGGUCAGGAGGUACAAGGUGCUGGCCCUCCUCAGCAGGGGCAAGGCACAAGGCCCACUUCAGCUGCUAGAUCUGGCAGGGCAGUGAGGCCUGGCUCUGCCUGCGGCUUGGGCUGGUGUUUGCUCUGGGAGGCUGAAGGGAGCAGUGCCAGCCCUGCACACACAGCUUGCUCUGUUCUGGGGCCAGAGAGAGGGAACCAGUGGGGGGCAGCUCUCCGGGGAGCACGGAGGCUGGAACGAGCAGGGGGCCCAGGCCCCUGAUGCCUGACUGGGACAGCCCUGGGAUUUACAGCUGCAGCUCUCUUUCUCUCCAUCUGGUUGGCAAUUCCUUUCUGGCUAAAUAGGAUGGACUCAAGGAGAAGCAAGGAGAAGUGAAGAGGACCCUGGUGGGGCCAGCUGCUCUGCCCCUCUCCUGCUCUGUGCACAGGCCCCUCCACUGUAGGCCCAGCUCUUCCUCCUGUUAGUUGAGGGGUGGAAGCCCACUCAGGCCAUGCUUUCUCAAAGCUGCACAGCCAGCAGGUUUCCCUGGUCUUCAGAUGGAGGUCAUUUGCUUUUUCAUUAAACUACUAAUUCUAGUUCCUGAAGAAACACAAGCUGGACCCUCAGGAAGUCUCUCCACAAUCCGCCACCAUUCCGUGCUGCGGGGACGCCAUGGCUCCAGAGGAAGACGCUGGAGGGGAGGCCAUAGAGGGUAGUUUCUGGGAGGCUGGCAACUAUAGGCGGACGGUGCAGCGGGUGGAGGAUGGGCACCGGCUGUGCGGGGACCUGGUCAGCUGCUUCCAGGAGCGUGCCCGCAUCGAGAAGGCCUAUGCCCAGCAGCUGGCUGACUGGGCCCGCAAGUGGAGGGGCGCCGUGGAGAAGGGUCCCCAGUAUGGCACGCUGGAGAAGGCCUGGCAUGCCUUCUUCACGGCGGCUGAGCGGCUGAGCGCACUGCACUUGGAGGUGCGGGAGAAGCUGCAGGGCCAGGACAGCGAGCGGGUGCGUGCCUGGCAGCGGGGGGCCUUUCACCGGCCUGUGCUGGGUGGCUUCCGAGAGAGCCGGGCAGCCGAGGACGGCUUCCGCAAGGCCCAGAAGCCCUGGCUAAAGAGGCUGAAGGAGGUCGAGGCUUCCAAGAAGAGCUACCACACGGCCCGGAAGGAGGAGAAGACAGCUCAGACGCGGGAGAGCCACGCGAAGGCAGACAGUGCCAUCUCCCAGGAGCAGCUUCGGAAGCUGCAGGAACGGGUGGAACGCUGCUCCAGGGAGGCCGAGAAGAUGAAAACGCACUAUGAGCAGACACUAGCGGAACUGCAUCGCUACACCCCGCGCUACAUGGAGGACAUGGAACAGGCCUUCGAGACCUGCCAGGCUGCCGAGCGCCAGCGGCUUCUCUUUUUUAAGGAUAUGCUGCUCACCUUACACCAGCACUUGGACCUUUCCAGCAGCGAGAGGUUCCACGAACUCCAUCGAGACCUGCAUCAGGGCAUCGAGGCAGCCAGUGAUGAAGAGGAUCUGCGCUGGUGGCGCAGCACCCACGGGCCGGGCAUGGCCAUGAACUGGCCACAGUUUGAGGAGUGGUCCUUGGAUACACAGAGGACAAUCAGCCGGAAGGAGAAGGGUGGCCGGAGCCCUGAUGAGGUUACUCUGACCAGCAUCGUGCCCACAAGAGAUGGUGCUGCACCCCCACCCCAGGCCCCAGGGUCCCCAGGUGGCAGGCAGGAUGAGGAGUGGUCAGACGAGGACAACCCCCGGAAGGCUGCCACUGGGGUCCGGGUGCGGGCACUCUAUGACUACGCGGGCCAGGAAGCCGAUGAGCUGAGCUUCCGAGCAGGGGAGGAGCUGCUGAAGAUGAGCGAGGAGGAUGAGCAGGGCUGGUGCCAGGGCCAGCUGCAGAGUGGCCGGAUUGGCCUGUACCCUGCCAACUACGUUGAGUGUGUGGGGGCCUGACCUGCCCUUACAGCCCUUCUACAUGUUUCUCCACCCCCACCACCCCUUUCAGUCUGAGCCUAGCUUGUCUGGGCAGCUGGACUUGAGGGCCCUGAACCAUGCUGCCCCUGGUGGCCCUCUGUCCCUUUCAGGAGAGAGGAAGUCUUGAGACUCCCAGGAGCAAAGGGGCCUGCCUCUAGGAAGGGACUGGUAGGGAAGGGCCAACUGAGUCUGGACUGAGGGGAAGGUGGGAAGGUCAGGAGGUAACAAAAGGGCUCAGGGGUGCCUGGGCCUCCCCAGGAAUACCCUGGUCUCCCCAGGAGUUGUGGACCCAGUGCCCAGUCUGUGUUUUGAGCUUCCUGGGGCGCGCUUGGGGUGAGUGUAGUUCUGGGCUAGCAGCACUCUUUUGUGGCUUCUAGUGUGUAUUAAACUUGGAAAAAAUAAACUUGGAAGAAAAACAAAACA